UUUCUCAAGAACACGGCAGACGUGAUCUUUGAGUGCAACCUCCUCUGCAAGUGCGAUGCUCAGAAAUGCCCAAACAGAAUCCUUCAGAGGGGGAUUACUUGUAGAUUAGAAGUGUUUUGGACGGGACGGGAGCGAGGGUGGGGAGUUCGAGCAGCGGAGGACAUACCAAGGGGAGCGAUGGUUUGUGAGUAUGUGGGAGAGUACAUCAACGAGGAUGAAGCGGACAAGCGAGCAAACGAUCUCUACCUCAUGGAGCUG
Messenger RNA from Guillardia theta CCMP2712, 258 nucleotides. RefSeq names its product histone H3 lysine 9 methyltransferase (gene H3K9MT). Gene Ontology annotation, molecular function: protein binding. Lineage: Eukaryota; Cryptophyceae; Pyrenomonadales; Geminigeraceae. The annotation marks the transcript as partial. The transcript has a single exon. The record is from RefSeq and is a predicted model, not a curated record.